Messenger RNA from Gongylonema pulchrum, 357 nucleotides. The record is from the annotation of a GenBank genome assembly. NCBI's taxonomy places the organism in Eukaryota, Metazoa, Nematoda, Chromadorea, Rhabditida, Gongylonematidae.
AUGUCAUCAAAAGAUGACACAGGUCGAGAAAAGCUGCAGCCGUCAGAAGACAGUACGAAUCGGCCGACAGAAUUAUUGCGUCCUGAUGAAGAUGCAAAAGUGGCAUUUUCCUUAGCGCCAAAAAAAGCAGCCAUUGAGGGGCCAAGUACGUCUGGUCUUGCUUCAUCUCAUCCAGUGUUUGAUGUCAAAGUAAAAAAAGAAGCGAAAUCGGAUACGCAAUCAUCACAUAAACAUCACGUGAUUGCUGGAACAAGCAAAGUGGAGAAGCAGGACGCGAAGCCGAGAAAGUCUGCGCUGGACGAAAUCAUGGAAAUGGAAGAGCGGAGAAAGGAAAAGCAAAACAGAAAGGACUAUUGA